ACGCUCUCUCACCGAGAGGAGGAGCAGGAGAGUCGGUGUGUGCCGCUUGCUUGUCGAAUUCGCUGCUACCGAUCGGGGACACGGAGCGAGCGGGAGCGAGAGAUACGCGCUCACGGCACGGGUCGAGGUACAGUGCACGCGCAGGAGACGACGAUUCAUUCGCCGUCCAUUUGUCCGUACGGUAGACAGGAUUUGUUUGUGCACACGUAUACGCGCGGAGGAGCUGCGGCGGGUCCCGCUGCUGACGGCGUCCGUUUCCACGGGACGGAACGAGAGCCACGUCGGCGGAGUGGAGGCAUCAUCUGCCGGGGGGUGAAGGUGUGCGCGCGCGCGCGCGCGAGGUGAGCGUGGUGAGCGACCUGUGACGGCGAUAACGAGGAGAUCCUCGCCCGCGUCCCGGUGGACAGCCCGCUGCCACUGCCAUCAUCUCCUGCUCCUUUCCCCCUCCCCUCUCUCCACCUCUAGCUCCGUCGUCCUCCGACCUUGGACCGUGCGUUAUCGUGCAGUGCGUUAUCCCGAUCUGCCACACAGUGAUCUCCGCGGUGACGCGUUCGGAUCACCUUCUCCUUUCCCCGCGAGGUGGCAACUUGGCGGCCGUGUCCGCACCCGCGACCCGCGCCCGGCCCUCGCGCCCGGCCCCCGCGCCCGGCGGUCUUCGCACCCGGUCACAGCACAAACACAGAGAUUGUGGAGUCGAGGAGGUUAAGGGGACGGCACGAGAGGGAGGACGCGCCGUCCAUCACCAUGAAGCUCGUCGACCACGUGGUGCGGAGCUUCAAGGUGGCCAAGGUAUUCCGCGAGAACACGGAUCGGAUAAACAGCAUCGACUUCUCGCCGAACGGUGAUACCUUGAUCUCCUGCUCGGAGGAUGAUCAGAUUGUGAUAUACGACUGCGAGAAGGGCACGCAGGUGCGGACGGUCAACUCGAAGAAGUACGGCGUCGACCUGAUACACUUCACUCACGCCAAGAACACCGCGAUACACAGUAGCACCAAGGUCGACGACACGAUCCGCUAUCUCAGCUUGCACGACAACAAGUACAUACGCUACUUCCCUGGUCACACGAAAAAGGUAGUGUCGUUAUGUAUCAGUCCUAUCGAGGAUACUUUCCUCUCCGGUUCUCUAGAUAAAUCCCUGCGACUGUGGGACCUGCGCUCGCCGAAUUGUCACGGGGUGAUGAACGUCUCGGGACGGCCAGUGGCGGCGUACGAUCCCGAGGGCCUCAUCUUCGCCGCCGGCGUCAACUCCGAGAGUAUCAAGUUGUACGACCUGCGCAGCUUCGACAAGGGGCCGUUCGUCACUUUCAAGCUCUCGCAGGAGAAGGAGUGCGAUUGGACCGGACUCAAGUUCAGUAGAGAUGGGAAAACCAUCCUGAUCUCCACUAACGGUAGUACGAUUCGUUUAAUUGAUGCUUUUCAUGGUACACCCUUACAGACUUUCGCCGGAUACCUCAACAACAAGGGGAUCGCCAUAGAGGCCAGUUUUAGUCCGGAUUCCCAGUUUGUGUUCAGUGGCUCUACGGAUGGUAGGGUGCACGUGUGGAACGCGGAGACCGGUUACAAAGUUUGCGUACUGAACGGCGACCAUCCGGCGCCGGUGCAGUGUAUCCAGUUUAAUCCCAAGUACAUGAUGCUGGCGUCAGCGUGCACCAACAUGGCUUUCUGGCUACCCACCAUCGACGAGAAUGCAUAAGACUAAUUUAUAAGAAAUGUGGAGAAUGCCAGAAUCUGCACUUUGUAAACGAAAAGGAAAGCAAGAGUGAGGAAACUAAGGGGAGGGGGGGGGAGAGAAAGGAGAACGGGAAGAAAGGCAGAUAGCUGAGAAUGACAAACAAUCGGAGGACGUUUGUAACUUGUUCGAGUGAAUACAUUUGCAUUGCAUUUACAUUAUGUGUAUAAAAUUGGAAUAGCUGUCGUAUGGCGUGCUAGAAACGUAUCUGAGGGAGCAAACGAAACAGCUGGACCAUCAUGCUCGCACAUUCGCGUUUCAAGAAGAUCCACACGUGGAAUGUGACUUUCCAUCGCUCUCGUCAUCGGCGUCACUGUCUUCAUCGUACCAAUAUAGGAAGAUCUAUGUCUCGUAAACGUUUCGAAUGUGUCUCAUAUGUAUGCGGCCUGUUCCCGCGUAUCUGUGUGUAAUCGUUUAACGGUACGUGAAACGAAGUCUUUCGUACGCGGGAGGGAGUCGACUUCUUUGGAUUUCGUCCGUUUCCGGGCCCCUCGACCGUCUCUCGCCCGACUGUGUUCGAGAAAAUUAUCGUAGAACGAAACUUCGUCGCGUUAGUUGCUGCGAAACGCCUGCGAUGUAGAACGACGCUCUACAUGCGGAAGCAAUACCGUCUCUUCAAGAAUUUUGUACGCCGAGAUUAAAACAUAGGAACUCGUCGAACAGUUAAGAGAGUCGCGUAUUCUGAAUAUACAGCGUCGUUGAAUGCAGCUUCGUUCCAUCGAACGCAUCGUAGGGAUAUGGAGCACCAACGAAACCGGAUCGCGACAUCAUCGGCGACUUGUUCUCGGCUCGUUAUUGUUACGCGUCUAACGCUUUACAUUUUUGAUAAUCGAUUACGCGCGUUGUCUCAGACACGGCAUUAGAAUGUUAAUUUAAUUAAAAACAAAAGAGCUUAUGCGAGCGGAAACGAGCCAAAAAACGAAGUUUGUACAUCUGACGGAUUCUCGAUGCAUCGAGAAGGUAGCGAGGAAGCGAAGAUCAUCGAAUACUUAUUCAGAGCUCUUCGACGUUUCAAGGCAGCCCGUUGAUUGUAAUACCAUUAUGAUUAAUCUGAUCUGCAUGGUCGUAUAUAGGAUAAGUUUUCUUAAGCUAAUUCCGUGAAACCCGCAAGGAGAUCGUCGCGCAAAAGUGAUAUCUGGAAAUUUCCAAUUUGCUUUCCGACAUCAAUUUUUGACAUUGACAACUUUGUCCAUUUUGCGACGCAAGUAAUUGGCUGUAAUCUUAGGUUUAGUCAUCAGCCUUCUUAUCUCGUCAUCCAUUUAGCUUUCAACAUAUGUAGUUUUAAUAUGCAAGAUAAGACGUACAUUAUCUCAUGGUUACAAAUGAAGAUUUAAAACGUAAUUAGAUAUGGUUACGCGGAAAUUAUCGCCUCUUGAAAGCCAUAGAAACGCGAACGCUCAUAGAACAACGUUCAAUGUCCGACUCCGAGAUCUUCCUUGUUCCUGUAUGCGGCCAUGCCCAGUCUUUUCAUACGUAGAUUAUCAAAAACCUAAUUGCGCCCUGUAUACACACGCGUACGCGCACAUCGAAGACGAGCUAAAAACGUAGGUUUUACAUCUGACGGAUUCUCGAUACGUUGAGAAGGUAGCGACGAAGCAGAGAUCGUCGCCGAUGUUACGCGUUGAAAAAAAGCUCCAUCAUCAUCGUCGCUCUCGGAAAGUCACGUUUCUUUCCCGCACGUCUUCAUCGCGUGGAAAGCUUCGACGAUGGUGGCAGCCGGCGGUCUUGGCCGAAGACGAGGAUUUAAUAUCAGAAGACGUUUCAGAUAUCGCGUCGGCGCGAUACAGCGAUAAAGCGGCCGAAUAUAUUUAUUAUGCACGACGAGAAAUCUGUUUAUAUAUGUCACCGACGUAACUUCACGAUCGGCUACGAAAAUAUAAGAAAAAAGAAGGGAAGAAAGAAAACAGGAUUUAUCACACGAGAAAGAGAGAGAGAGAGAAAAUUCCCUACAAAUAGAUAAUAGUCCUCCGCGACAAGGUGUUGCGUCAUCGCGUUGUAGUAGUAUUCAUUACGGGGACAUGCGUAAUUGUUGGCAACAAAUUCACAAUACGAUGUAAUUUACACGCGUGGAACCGGCGGGCCGGAUAAAAAACACGUUCGAUAUUCGUAGGGAACGCAACGUUUCUUUUCUUCCUUUUUUUUUUUCAUUUUAGAAGUAAUCGUAUCACGGAUUAAUCCGGCAAUAUCUGGCGUUUAUAUGCGACACAGGACGGUAUCUCGCAGUUGUCUCUCGGUGAACGAGAUCAUAUUUAUGCGUGUCUAUGCGUGCACGCGUAACAGUUUCUUGCUCGCUGAGUAAUCAUGUCCGCGGUGUAUACCGCCUCCGCGAAGCGAAUAACGCGGCGCGGACGAAUAGGCGAGCGUCGUCGCACAGUUUCGUUUCUUCGUUAAAAAGCAGAGAGAAGAAAAAAAAACUACGCUGCCCGUUGCGAAUGCUACACUCGCACGGAACCGUACGGCAAGUCACGUCGCAACUGUACGAAUGACCAACUCUCCCGUUCUUUCUCGCUCUCUUUCUCUCUUGCAAUUUCCGAGCUUUCCGCGCAUUUCCGCGGAAGCGUUAUAGUAAACUCGAAUCAAUUCGAACUCGAAUCGUUGCUCGAUCUAUUCGAUCGCCCGCCGCUCCCGUCUCCAUCCUUUCGUGUAUGUAUAUACGAUAGUAUCCAUUAUUUCCCGUAGAAUUUUCUAGGCGUCUCCGUUUAACAUAUAUUUCGUGCAAGAGCGUGUGGUCAAUGAUAUUUUAUUCGAUAGCAUGCAUGCGUGCGUGUAUGUGUGUACGAAUGAGCGAUUGUGUUGUACGAUUGAUUAUUAUACGUUUGUAUCCAAUGCGAGUCCGUCUGGGUGCGAGUGUGCGAUUUUGCAUGGAUGAGAGCUUGCCUCCUGGCGCUGUAAAAUAGUAUUUUUUAUAACAGCGACACGCGGUGUGCGCGAGAGAAUUGUAUUGAUAGGGCGUAUACCUGCGAACCCGUGCGGAACGAAUCUCGCGUACGCUUUCGCGAAAGGGAAGAAACUAAUUAUACAGAGGGGACCGCGAAGAUCUCUCGACCCUUCAGCUGCACAGUUUUGACCGUUCGAAAUUGUUCGCGCUGACGAGAAGGCCGUCAAUGCAGAAGCAAUCUGUUUGCUUUAUGAAUAGCAUCACUGGGUUUCGUUGUUUGUCUUCUCUAAAAUAUACGAACACGCGUCCAAGAGAGGCGCUCCGGACUUUAAAUAUUCAUUGCGUUUGUAGUGUUUGACGUAUGCGUGGCAUGCGUUUUUGUAGUUUCAAUUAAUGUUAUUCCGCACGUUUAUGAUCUUACACUGAAAUAAUUUGUAGCUACACAUCACGGUAGUCGCGAUUAAUUAUUAUUCAUAUUGUUAAUUGUUCCUCAGCAAGAGUGAGACGCUACUUAUUGAAUGUUACCUCACAUCGUGGAAUUUGCCUCGCUUUACCUCACGUUCAUCUCUUCUUGCAAUUUCUUUUUAUAUACAUAGACACUGCGCGGCGAAAGGGUUGAGGGUCAAUCGAGUCGCCUCGAAUAUUAUUACGAGAAUGAUCCACGUAUAUAGAUUAAACACAAUUCAACACACACGUACAUACUGCCAACCAACCGAGCGAGCGCCCGAACACGGGCCCGCGCCUUCAAUCUCGUUCGACGUCGAGAAUUUUGUGAGCCCUUAAAAAAAAAAAUACCGAGCGAUCGACUGUAUUAUUAUUACAACUAUACUGCUGCUAUUAUUACUACCGCUACCGUUAAGCGUUAUAGAUUAAACCGCCGGUUCGAAGCCCUACUCGAUCGGCGAGCCAGCUCGCGCCCGCGAUGAGCGACGAAAUCCGCGGACGAAAUAAAAAAGCGUGCGACGAUACGAAACAAUACAAAAACACUGUAUACUCAUCUUCAGAUUGUAGGCAAAAAGACGGUCGCGCGCACAACAGAUUGUAGUAAUAGACCCUUGACAAGUUUAUAUUACCUUGGCGAGAUUAGGAUUUUUGCAAGACGAAGGAGAUUUUAUCGAAUUCAUCAUCUCUCAUCUAAAUGUUCGUUAAAAAAAAAAGAGAAAAAAUCGAGUAGCUAGGAGUGUUGAGCAUCAUCGUCUUGUACAAGAUUACGAGAAAGGCUCACGUCGUACAUGAAGAAUUAUGGUACAUCCUGUGUCCAUCUACCGAAGCCAACACUUGUUCUCUUACACAUUAUUGUUAAAUUAAUGUUUUUUUUUUACGGAAUAAAUUCGCGAUGGUCUUCACCAGUGAGGCACCUUGCGAUACGUAAUGCCGUCGACGUGCAGGAUAAUCUUCGACGAAAGAGUUGUCUGAUGGUUCAAGAAAUCCGGCGAACAUAACGGGCUUACAUGGAAAAAAAAAAUGUUAAUUUGAUUAUAUUUUUCGACUUGAUAUAAAAUUUCUUCAAUUCAAGUAUUUAUAUAUUCAAGUUGAAUACUUAAAUAUUUGUGAGGAGGAGAAAUUUAAUCAAGCUGAAAAAUUAUGCGAGUUUUUAAAUUCAUUGAUUCAUCAGUCAUACACAUGCAACAAUGUUCUUCAAAAAUUGCAUUUGCGAUUGAUGAAACAAUGAAUGAAGAAACUCUGCUAUUUAGUCAAGUUAACAACUUUUCUUUUUCAGUAUAGUAUAGAGCUGUAAACGUGAUUAUGUCCCUUCCCCGUCACGCUCGUUGAUUUAUAUGGUCAUUUAACAUAGUGAUACAGAUUUCAGAUUUGACACACACACAUACAAAAGCCCCGCAAACGAAACUAAUCUAGGAGGAAGCUAUCUAGUUUUAUUAAGUUAACGUGCGUUUCGCGAGAAAAUCAAAUACAAUAGUUCUCACGUUGAGACACGGCUCGCCUCGCGUUCAAAAGUGUGUUGUAAUAGAACAGACACUCGACGGCGAAUCUUGUGAUUCUUCUAAGUUCCUACGUUAAGUCUUCGUGCAAAUUUCUUUUUGACAGCUGAGCAGUGUGAGCGAGAAUAUCGAAGACCCACACGCUCGCUGUUGAUCCUCCUGACCCUCGGAAUUUCGUCGCGCGAUCGGUCAGGGCUUCGUGCCGAUUGCUGUAAGCUGCAUGCGUUUUAGGGUAUUAGGAACGUACUAUGACAAUAUAGAUCGCGUCAUGUUGUAAUUGGAGUGAUCUGGAUGAUACGCGUAAACGGAAAUGACGUGUAAUGUUAAAAGGCAUAGCCAAGUCGAAGAACACGAUGUUUCUCCUGUUGCAUCCUGGUUGGCUAGAUUUAAUCUAUGGGAUUUGUUGAAAUUACGAGAAUCACCAUGACACCCUGACUUCAUUCGGCAUUCAAUUGUAGACACAAGUUGCAAAUGUAAGAAUAACGGCACGAGGAAAACGCGACGCUCGUCUUCGAAAUGUCUUCGAUACUGUUCUAAGAAUACCAAUACGUGAAAUUAAUAUACACAUGUACAGUUACAUCUUUUUCUGUGUUAAAAAAUUGGAGAGAGGAUCGAACAGAUACUUAUCUUAAUUAAAGGAUUUUUUUAACGAUUUUAACAAAUAAAUUUGACGCAUCGUAAACUGAACAGAUAUUUCAUUGCCAUUAAUGACGUUUCAUUAAUAAAUAUAUAUAUAUAUAUAUAAAAUCGUUCCAAUUUCACCCUAUCGGCUGUUUCAAGAUAUGGAUAUGUAUGUGAAUGAAAAGCGAUAUGAAUUUUCGUCCGCCAAAGUUGGUAGUCACGACAUAUCAGUGUAUUUGUUAAGAAAUUUGUUAGGUUGAAAAUUUUCACUUGACAGGAGAGAGGCUCUCAAGAAGUGUACAAAAAAAAGGAGGGAAUCCUUCGUGGAAAAUGAAUGUCAAUAGUUUAGUAUGCAGGCUGAAUUGUAUUUUUUAUUUUUCUGUAAAAACAUUUCGAUUGAACGCACGAGAGUUUACUAAAAAAAAAAUAAUAAAA
Messenger RNA from Solenopsis invicta (red fire ant), 7602 nucleotides. It is a transcript of the gene Wdr82, whose product is annotated as WD repeat-containing protein 82. Gene Ontology annotation, cellular component: Set1C/COMPASS complex. The coding region runs from base 745 to 1692 and encodes 315 amino acids. NCBI's taxonomy places the organism in Eukaryota, Metazoa, Arthropoda, Insecta, Hymenoptera, Formicidae. The record is from RefSeq and is a predicted model, not a curated record. The transcript has a single exon. Gene Ontology annotation, molecular function: protein binding; chromatin binding.